GCACAAUAAACGCAUUGGACUUCAAUGAAGUAACACACAACCUAACCCUUCAAAAGUUCAUUAAAUGAUGUCUCAAAAGUUGUACCCCCUUAUUCUACUUCUUAAGGAACAUUAUUAUCUAUCUAUUGGUUAUUACAUAACAGAUAAUAAGGAGUACAUAUCAGUACACACAAUACUUGCUCAAUCCAUUAUAAAUAGGGUUUGAUACCCCAACUCAUCAUCACACCACCACCACACUACACACGACAAUGGAAACAAAAAACAAAUGGAAUGUGGUCACUCAUAGUGGUAGACCACAUGAGGUCUUUUGAGAUCAAGGAUGGCAAGGGCAAAUGAGGCGUCACCCCAGUCCAGAGGACACCGAAUGUAGACUGAGUUUACUGAUGCAGAGAGGGGGAUAGAAUCCAUGCCAUUAUAUACUCCGUAAAAGGCCACAGGUCAAGUUAUGCAAGUCCAAAAUCAAGGAACAUGGCCUUUGUGUGAUUAAAAAUCCUGGUCGAGAUAACUACCAUACAUAUGGAGUACAUGAGCAAAACGCGCGCAAGUGGGAGAAAUUCCAGCAUACAACUUCCUAAACAUAAGAGUGCAUAGUAUAAUAUGUACUUAUAUUGCUUAGCCAAUACAAGAGUGUAAAUUGCUUAGCAUGGAUUACACAAACUCUCAAAAAAGGAUAUUGAUUUUUCUGUAUAUUAUACAAAAGGAAAAGCAUCUAUACGUAUACAAGGUAUGGUUUCUUCGAAAAAAUGAUAUGAAGUAAACUAAUUUAAUUAUUACACGAAAAAGUGUGUUUGUUUGGAUUAAUAAACAUAUACUACUUUUGUAUGUAUACUGCUUUUGUGAGUAUAAUAUGUAAUAUAAUAGAAUAACAAUUUAAUAAUUAUUCAACUAUUACUAACCGAUGGGGGUAUAUAAACUUUUUGGGCAUGAUCACACAGUUUUCAAAAAAAUAUACUAUUGUUUAUUUUCCUAAAGAUAGUAUACAUACGUAUACAAUGGUUUACAAGUAUAUAUAACACUCAUAAGUUCUUAUACAAUACAUAAUAGUAUUCUAAAUAUUAUAUUCACUGUUCAACCUUUUUUAUACAUAAAAAUAAAAAAUUUGUCUCCAUAAGUAAAGGUACAACUAUGAUAGAUCCAAAGGGAUAUGUCGUAUCCUUGCUAAUAUAUGUGUUCGGAAUUUGAAAAAAUUAUAGAAUUACAUAACCACUACAUAUGAUGAUUGAUGGAUAGUCUACCCGGGGUAUGUAUCCGAAGGGUUACUGCGGGGAGUAACUAGAGAGAAGUCAGGGUAAGUAAGAGAGAGAAAGUGUAUUGUAUAUAUGAGUUCAAAGUGUAUUCCGAAUCUGGUUUACAAAGGGGAAAUGGGGUGCUAUUUAUAGUAGCAAUAAAUGCGAGACGGGGACACGUGUCAAGCAUCCAACGGCCGAGGGGUCACAUCAACCGGGUGUCACUGGCAUUCGCAUGUGGCCGCAUUUAAUGCGGUGGUUGGAUGUGACGUUGUACUUGGUACGGCGAUCCAGGCGCAUGUGGAGAGGAUAUUCUUGUCGAGGAAGGUACCCUCGGCUGUAGAUGAUUAGCCGAGGGCUCUUCCUGUCGAAGGCCCCUUUAAGGCUGUGGGCUCCAGGUGUCGAGGGCUACUGUUUUUUGCCGUUUUCUCCCAGUAACUUUGUAUGCUGAAAAUAGCCUUUCUGUGAGUAUCUGGAGCCUUCGGCCAAGGGGCCGAAGGCACCCCCAGUGUGCAUUGUCGGUUGCUUGGUACUCGGGGCACUGUGAUUUGGGCCUGUUGUGCUUACCGGGCCUAUUGGGCCUUGAUUUGAGUAGUAGGAGUCUAUGGGCUGGGGGUCCCUAGGCCAUAUACUCCAUCACGAGUCCAUCACUCCUUUUGCCGAAAGGUACUUGAGGGAAAAGGAGUAAUUGUGUUUGUCCUCUGCCGUUGUUCCGUUGUAGUUUGUAAAGUUGUGAGUAGUUCGUUGUUUGCAUGUUUCUGCCGAGGGCAGUCCCUCAGUUACCCACAUUCCUGGACUUGAGGAAUCAUGUUUGCUGUUGUGGGAGUUUUUUAUAUGUUUGUAUUUUGAGAUUUUUCCCGAAGGGGUCCUCUAGUCCCCCACUCCUUGAGGCACUUGUAAAGUGGUGAGAAGGAGUAGAGUAGUGCUUGCCUGCAAUAUGGUCUCGAGGGGUGACGCUUUUCGUUUCAUUUUGGGGGGAUGCCUCGUUAAAAACCUUAUUAGAAAAAACCCUCUCGGAAAAAAUUCUAAUGAGGGAAAAAGAGUGCACCGAAUUCCCCCAAUGAUGAGUCGAAAAGGUGAAACCCUGGUCUGAAAUGUGUGGCAGUACUCUUGCCGAAGGCUAUCCUUGUCUGAGGGUGCGUGUGUUGCUUUGCCGAAGGCGCGCUUGUUGGUAUCCUGGGAGAUUCCGAAGGGGAGCCCUCAGUUCAUGGGAAUGAAGGCGCGAUGAAUGUAGAUGAUAUUUCCUGUGUUGUCGAGGGGUCCCCUGUUUGUUGAUAAGUUGGGAGCUGUGGUACCCCGGGGAGGUUUCCUUGUUGUGUAGCCGGGGGUAACUGCUGUUGAAGGUGUGCUCCCUGGGGGUUACGUGGUCCUCAAUGUGUUUGAGGGCUGAGUGUUCCCGAGGGGUGUGCCCGUUGUGAAGCCGUGGGCUUCUGAAGGAGUGAGCCCGAAGGCACUUGUGAUGUAGUAUGAGGGGCACAGGGCGGGGGCACCUCUGGAUAAGUGUACCCGGAAGCUCCUCUUGAUGAAGUGGAGUGAGGGAGAAAGCUCGAGAGCUAGUUUUUUGGUUGAUGAAGGAGUGGUCUGUUGAGGGCGUGCCCUUGGGUUCCCCGAAUAUAGUCGUUUUAAUAGAGCCGUUGGAAUAUGUAACGUCGGAAAUAUAGCCGUUGGGGGGGGGGGGGGCUUCCACGUGGCGCGUAUCCACUAGCUGUCUGCGGACGGGUGUUACCGAUUCGGCGAAACAACGGUAAGUAAUGAUGACUCUGUAACCGGAGGCCCAGUUUUCAGGCCCAAGCCCGGAUCUGGGCGCCUAUAAAUACCCCAAGGUCAGGCCAUUUCCCCUUUACGCAUCCUUGUUGCAACGAAGUGCUGGCAAAAAGUUUCUAGAGAGAGAAAAUUCCCUUUGGUCAAACCCAACUUCCCAAAGGUCAGUUCUUGCUUCACUCUUUGCUCCUUAGUAUUCUUAGCCUUGUGGCCUUAGGUUAAGCGUUAGAGCUCUCUAGAAAACCUUAAGGAGCCCUACUUCCUUAGUAAAAAUGUCGUCUGCAAGUGAUUCCUAAGACAUCUCGAGGGAGCCCUCGGUCGAGGAUGAAGUCAUCUCCGAUUUGGAGUCUACCAGUGAGCAGCCCUCGACUGGUGAUGAUGCCGCCCUGGCCAUGGAGGUACAGAAAGAUCUGGUGGCGGAGGCUAAGGCGGAGGACUUUGAGCAAGUAAAUGAAGACGAGGAGCUGGCUCUCGCCGUUCAAGUCGCUGAAGAAAAGGAGCAAAAGGAAAGCAGGAAGGUCACCGUCGCUAUUCUUCCCCCUCGCGAUGCCGGUGAAGCCAGCACCUCUCGGCCAUUGAACAUGACACCUCUUCGGGUGGCCCCCGGGAAGAAGAAGGCGAAGGCUGCCGCUCCCAAGAAGAAGGGCAGCGUUGCUGACCAAGGGAAACCCUUCGAUAUGCCCGAGGGUUAUUCCUUCCUUAAUACCGCCGCCCUCGAGAUAAAGUCGAAGGCUGAUGGGGCGGACUACUAUGUGACCCAGCUUCAUGUGGGGCCCUCGGCGACGGUGGUACAGCCUGGUCCAGAAGACGUCCUCUCCCGGGAUCCUGAGGGGUGUAUAGCAGUGCACAUAUUGUCGGUGUCAAUGGGCCUCCGGUUCCCUCUACACCCUUUUCUUCGUGAGUACCUUCGGUAUGUAGGUUUGCUUCCCUGCCAGCUCACGCCAAAUAGUCACUCGUAUAUCACGGGGUUCCUCCAUCUCUGUAAAUCCCGGGGGGUAACACCUAGCCUGGACUUAUUUUUUCAAAGCUUCAACUUGUGCCGAGGGGGGGGGGCAUGCGAACGCCGAGGGGUUUGCGAUUCUACAGCAGGUAUCCCAGUUCAAGCUGUUCACAGAGGCAUUACGUGAAGUUGGAUGAGUGCCCGUUCCCGAGGGAGUUGCGGGACCGCUUCUGACGACAUCCAAAGAUCAGGAGUGUUGCCCUCGAGAAAGAUGGCCUGAUCUGGGCAAAAAUCCUGGAGGGCCGAAACAAAAAUAUAGCCAUCAAAGAGUGCACCCUAGAGAAGGAUUUGCAUGCCCUCGGGUUCCGGCGGUAUCGUUUUCUUGGGGAGACCAACGAGAAGUACCCUGAGUUGGACAGAGCCUUCGAGGGAGCUGGAGGUUGGUGCCAAGGGCGCUGAGUUUUUGUACUUGGAAUUUUUUUUGUAUUUUUCGAUUGCCUAUUCACGCUUUCUACCCCUCGGUCUAACUGUUUUUUGUUGUUUGGAGGCGCUAAUAUGGACGCAGGGAAACUCUUCACCAUGAAGAAGAAGAAGGGCAAGGCCCAGGCUCAGAAGAAGGACCCUUCGGGCCAGCAGCCCGUUGAGGCCUUCUUUCAGAAGGAGAUACCGGAGCCCUCUGUUGUGGCUGUCGUUGCUGAUGUGGCCGGGGGGCCACGAAAAAGAAGAAGGGCAGCAAGGGGGUAGAGCCCCCUGCCAAGAAGCAGAAAGGUCCCGGGGAUGUUGCUGAGAAGGCGGCCCCCGUAGUGAUCAUAGAGGAUCAUUCCUCUCUCGAGCCCCCGGUUGUCACCGCGGUGACAGCUCAGACGGACCUUCCCCCGGGGGACUUUCCCCGAGAGACUCUGCAACUCUCCCUUGCUCCGGAAGCUUCCGUGAUGCACGGCUCGGCCGAACCGAAGGCAUUCCUGAGGGGGGAUCACUUCGGUGAUGGAUAAGGCGGCCCUCUCGACCUAUGACGACGAGGCCCUCAAGAGCAAGAUCUUCCGAUCUUCUCUAACUGCUUGCAUAGCCCUCAGAGAGCAUGCACGAAAGCUCGAGCAGUGGUGCCUCCACAAGGUGGAGCAAGAUGAGAAGAUGAAGGAGCUCAUCCUCAAGAACUCUGACGCUGUGAAGCAGAUGGCUCAGCUGGAUGAGAACCUUCGGAAGGCUACCGAGAGGGCUGAGCAGAGGCUAAAAGCUACCGUGGAGGAGGCCAAACUUGAAGCUGAGAGGGUUGCCGCCGAGGCCUCAAAGAAAGCUGCAGAGGAGGCGGAGUCUGCUAAGGCCGAAGUCGUCGCCAAAGCUAGAGAGGAUGUCGUCGCUGCAUUCCUUGCUGAGGGGUGGAUGGCCGAGGGCCAGAAUGAGUGGGUCACCUCGGUAGUAAAGGCCAUGGUGGAUGACUGGGUGAAGGGCCCCGGGUCUGAUUGGAUGGCUGAAAGGGGGGAUAGCUUUUAUCAAGGGGGUGAAUUCUUCACCCAGCAUUUGAUCUACCGGAGGCUCGCUGGGCACUUCGCCGUAUCCCUCGAGCAAUUCGACACGUCGGUGUACGGCCUCCCUCCAUUGCAGCCAGAUGUGAGGGUCCCCCUUCCCUCGAGCGUGGAGAGGCCGGUGAUUCAUGACUCCAUGAUGAUGGGCGGAGAUGAUGAUGAUGAUGCCAUCGGGGAAGAGGUAUCCUCAAAGCCUGCUGAGGAAGAAAAAGCUGAAUGGUUCUGUACUUAGAUAAUUUUUGAACCAUCUUUGUAACAAACAUCCAGGAUCCGUCGGCUUCGGCCAAUUAUGUAACAGACAUCUCUUGACAUUACUUCAUGGUUUUUUUGAAUGGGUGAAUGCCUGCCUUCG
This is a messenger RNA of Cuscuta europaea, 5802 nucleotides long. The record is from the annotation of a GenBank genome assembly. Lineage: Eukaryota; Viridiplantae; Streptophyta; Magnoliopsida; Solanales; Convolvulaceae.